AUUGCUGAGCUGGAGGAGCAUAUAAAGAGUGUAAAGCUUGUCAAAUGCUCUCAUCGCUGCGCGCACAGUGAGACGUCGCUGUCUGUUUUCUCUCAAUCCCAAGCACCAAGCUUUCACCCGGUCGGGCGGCAGCACUGAGGUCACCAUGGCCGGGGAAGGCUCCGACCAGCGGGCGCUGCAGUAUGAACAAACUCUGAUGUAUGGGCGCUACACCCAGGAGCUGGGGGUGUACGCUAAAGAAGAAGCAGCUCGACUGAGGGAGAGUGGGCAGAGGCGUUCGGUCAGUGAGCGAAGCCGAAACUUGGACCUGCUGGAAUAUGACAAAGGACGCUGUGCCAAAUGUCGCAUUUGCACGGUUCGCUGCCAGAAGUUCCUGAUCUCGAGGGUCGGGGAGGACUGGAUCUUCCUUAUCCUGCUGGGUCUCCUCAUGGCAUUGGUCAGCUGGGUAGUGGAUUUCUGCAUUGCCAUCUGCCUACAAGCACAGAAGUGGAUGUAUGGCGGCCUGGACAGUAACGUUUUCCUGCAGUACCUGGCUUGGGUCACAUACCCUGUAGUCCUCAUCACCUUCUCUGCUGGCUUCACUCAGAUUCUCGCGCCGCAGGCUGUUGGUUCAGGUAUUCCAGAGAUGAAGACCAUCUUGCGAGGAGUGGUGCUGAAGGAGUACCUCACCUUCAAAACGUUUGUGGCUAAAGUCAUCGGCCUGACUUGUGCCCUGGGCAGUGGAAUGCCGCUGGGCAAGGAGGGUCCAUUUGUCCACAUCGCCAGUUUGUGUGCAGCUCUCCUCAGCAAGUUUAUGUCUUUAUUUGGAGGAAUUUAUGAGAAUGAGUCAAGGAACAUUGAGAUGCUGGCAGCAGCCUGUGCUGUUGGAGUAGGUUGCUGCUUUGCAGCCCCAAUAGGAGGUGUGUUGUUCAGUAUUGAAGUAACAUCCACAUUCUUUGCGGUGAGGAACUAUUGGAGAGGUUUCUUUGCAGCUACCUUCAGUGCUUUUAUCUUCAGAGUGCUUGCUGUUUGGAACAGAGAUGAAGAGACCAUCACAGCCCUUUUUAAAACUCGGUUUCGGCUAGAUUUUCCAUUUGACCUCCAGGAGCUUCCUGCUUUUGCUGUCAUUGGCAUUGCCAGUGGUUUUGGUGGAGCUUUGUUUGUGUACCUGAACCGUCUUAUUGUCCAGUUCAUGAGAAAUCAAAAGGCCAUCAACAGAUUCCUCAUGAAAAAACGUCUUCUGUAUCCAGCACUGGUAACUCUACUAGUUUCCACGCUAACAUUUCCGCCUGGCUUUGGACAGUUCAUGGCUGGCAAGCUCACCCAGAAGGAAUCACUGGUGACAUUGUUUGACAACCGCACUUGGGCCAAACAGGGCAUUGCUGAAGAGUUUGACUACAUCGGACAUUCUCAGGCCUGGCAACACCCGCAGGUCAACGUCUUUGUCACACUAGUUAUCUUCAUUGUCAUGAAGUUCUGGAUGUCUGCCCUGGUCACAACUAUUCCAGUACCAUGUGGGGCCUUCAUGCCAGUAUUUGUUAUAGGGGCAGCAUUUGGUCGUCUGGUGGGAGAAAGCAUGGCAGCCUGGUUCCCAGAUGGCAUUAACACAGAUGACACCAUCUACCCCAUUGGACCAGGAGGCUACGCUGUUGUUGGUGCAGCAGCAUUGUCAGGAGCGGUCACCCAUACAGUUUCCACUGCAGUGAUUGUGUUCGAGCUGACUGGGCAGAUCUCUCACAUCCUGCCUGUAAUGAUAGCAGUGAUUCUUGCCAACGCAGUGGCACAAUCCCUACAGCCCUCCCUCUACGACUCAAUCAUCCGGAUCAAGAAGCUACCCUAUCUCCCAGAGCUGGGAUGGGGACACCAUGAGAAGUACAAUAUUCGUGUGGAGGACAUCAUGGUGAGGGACGUGCGCUAUAUUACACUCAACUGCUGCUACAGAGACCUGCAUAAUGUCCUGCUGACGGGUCACCUCAAAACUCUGGCACUGGUGGAAUCAGCUGCGUCCAUGAUUCUCCUGGGCUCCAUUGAGCGUGCUCAGCUCCAGUCGCUGCUCUGCAUGCAGCUAGGACGCCCUCGCCGCCUCGAGUUCAUCAGAGAGCGGGCAACAGCAGAGAAGAAGCGCUUGUCUGUUGUCUCCAACUCUGACUGCGAGGAUAACCACCAGAGAACAAGUCAGGAGGUCCGCUUCCAGAUCUCAACUGAAAAAUCAUCAUUCAGUCCCACUCAUCCAGUUUCUCAGAAGCCCCUGAAACCUGCUCUGAAGAGACCCUCUGUAGUGGAGCGGCCCACUGAUAUCCCCAUCGGCUCGCAGGAUCAUUCAAGCAACUCUAGUCUAAAGAACUUGUUUUGUGUCGGUCCAGAUGUAGAAGUCAUGGAGAAAAACAACAAUGUCGAGAGCCCCAUGUCUCCUGAAAACAGGAGGCCGUCAAAACGAGUCCGGAUAUCUGUUGUGGACGAUGGCGAUGUGGAAGAUGAUAUGACGAUCAGAGAGAUUGCAGAGUGGGAAGAGAUGCAGCUUGAUGAGCAGGUCAACUUUAACAAUUGCAAGAUCGACCCCGCCCCAUUCCAACUCGUGGAGCGCACGUCAUUGCAUAAGACCCACACCAUCUUUUCCCUGCUGGGCCUCGACCACGCCUAUGUCACGAGUAUUGGGCGUCUCAUUGGGGUCGUUUCCCUGAAAGAGCUUCGCAAAGCAAUCGAGGGCUCUGUGACGGUGAAAGGCGUGAAGGUGCGUCCACCUCUGGCUAGCUUCCGGGACAGCGGCACCAGCAGCAGCGAGAAUGAGGCCACGGAGCUCCACAAGCUGUGGGAUCGCCAAAAGAGCACGUCGCUGCCCGCCGAACACACCCCAACGGAGUCCGACGAAAAGCCCCAGUGAUGCCUGAAAUAGGUGGAGGAAGCGUCAAAGGGGGACUUGCUGAGGGCCGUAAUUCCCAAAUUCCUUUGGGCUUCGGAUCAAUACUUAAUAGUGGAAAGAGUUCUGCUGCUCCGCCUAUCUUUUCUUCUUUCAUCCUCCUGCACUGUUGCCAUAAUUUCUCCAGGAAACUUGCAAGCUCCAUUCCAGACACUCCACAGGGGAGCAGAAUACAUCACAACUUGUGCCCUGCUCAGUACCAGCCACUCGUGGUCAAGUCUUUUAAAAAAAAAAAAAAAAAAAAAAAAAAAAAAAAAAGGGAUGUUCUCAUGCAAACGUUGUUUGGUUCAUGUAUCUCGUAUUGUCCUGAUAAUAGUGACCCUGACUUCCAUUUGGUCUUUCACUAUGGGUACUGUAAGUAUGAAAGCUUGGCUGAUACUGUAUGCAUGUUUGCUUAGGGAGGCAGAGAUACUGUAUUUUUUUUUCCUAUUGUCUCGCACUACUUUAUCUUAAUGGCAGUAGUUUUCACACUGGAAAGGUGAAUCGUUGGCGUUCUCACCACUACAAGAUUAUGACUGACGCAGGCAGUCAUGCCCAAGUUGAAUAAUGUACACGCCUUUCCUGUGAGUCGCCACGGACAUAUGGUACACACAAACAUGACUGCAGUAAUGCUCUAAAGGAUUUCUGCUCAUCGAAAUUAUAGCUCUUACCGAUCAGCGAAGGUUGAGAGGACGGUAAUGGAAGGAAGUGAGCAAGGGAGGGAGAGAACGAGUAACAGGAAACAAAUGGACGGCAGUAAGAUUGAACCUAUUGUUACCCAACCAGCUGCUCUCGGCCUCCUUAUCAAUCAGUCUUUGAUCACGAUAUUAGCUAAUGUCCGUUACUAUUCGAGACCCCCCCCCCCUUCCCCAAGCUACAGUAUAUAAUACGUGAACCAACUCACUGAAUGCAAUCAAAGUUGAAACACUCAAUGAAAUCAAGAGAAAGAUUUUGAUUUUGUAAGUUCAUCUUUAAAAAAAAAAAAAAAAAAAAUCACCUUUCAUUGUCACUGAAUUACUGGUCCAGCUAUCAGCACCAAAGUUGACAGGUGAAAUUUGACCAUCGUUGUUUUAAUGGCAGCAUGAUUUCUGACACGAAGGACUAUAAGUAAUGUGCAUUUAAGAAUUAAUGUGAGCUAAAUGGGAAGAAAAUACUGAUUUGUCUUCCCUCUCCUCUAUGGGAAUGACGUCCACUACGACCCACAAAAAUGUUAACUGUGCUUUGGGUGUUAACAAGUCACGCUCAUACCUACAUAGUUGCCAUUACAACUGGUUGUAUUCAUGGUGGCCACUAAAGGCAAAACACCAUCAGCGUGGAUUUGUAUGAGAUAAAAUGUACAUAUUUGAUUGGCGUACUCCAUCCAUCCAAUCAACUUCAUUUCGAGUCAGAUUUUUCUUUUUUUUUUUCUUUUUUUUAAAGGAGGUGGGUGUUUGUGGUUAAUAACAUUUUGAUAUCGCAAUUUUACUGUAAUAUAAAAUCAUAAUUUUUCUUAACCAAUCCUUAAUAUUUGACUAUUCUCUACGUGAUUUGGGGACUUUUAUAUUAAAUUGUAGAUAAUUAUUUUAAUAUUCUGUUGUCUUUUGAUGUACUGUCUGAAACAUUUCAAGUUUUUCUGCACAAAAAUACCUGUGGUUGUCGAACAAAUGGGGCCAUUGUUUAAUAUUCAUCAUGCCAAGAGAAGCUGUUGUCAAAGGGACCAGCAUGGCGUGUGGUUGUGUGUCUCUGUGUGCGCGUGUGUGUGCACGUAUGCGUGUGCGUCUGUGAGUGGGUUUGGAUGUUGGCGCUCUUCACCUCAUAGUAGUUAACUGUGGAUGUGGUCGAGGAGUUAUACACAUGUAGAUGAGGUACUUCACAGGUGGGGAGACUUCUCCAAAGGUUGUGAAAAUAGCCAUAGCAGCCAGUGUCUUACAUGCAGGCUUUCUUUGAGUUUUUUUUUUUGUGCCAUUCAUUGCGUCAAACACUGCAAAAAUGCAAAUCUUUCCGAGUGAAUUGAUCUUAUAUCAAGUGAAAGCAUCUUGCUUUACUUAUUUUAGGACAUACAUUUUCAGUAAGACAAAAAAUACCUGUUGAAAGAUAUAAGAUCUUAAGUCAACUUAUACGAUUUACAUUGGCAGAUUUUUUUCUGACUUAUUUUAGGGACAAAAUGGUUCAUUUUAAAUGAAAAAACCUGCCAAUGAAAAAAUAUAAACUGACCUGAAAAUAUUCUUAAAAUAAGAUCUUGUAUCUUAGAACAAAUGUUUUUGUCCAGUUGAAAUAUUUCAAAAAAGGAAAACCUGUCUUAAAAUAAGUAUGGUGAGAUGUUUUCACUAGAAAUAAGAUAAAUUCACUCAGUAAAAUUUGCAUUUUUGCAGUGCGCUGUGCUUUGUCAGCCUUAUCCUCAUGAACAUUCAACAACUUUUCAUUUAAUCGGUGACCACACAGACGAUGGUAGAUGUGUAUUUAUUAGUCUGGAGUAAUCAUAGUCAGUCUGGAUUGUUUUUGUUAUUGUUUCCGUUUCUUAUGGAUGAUCUACAUGUAGAUAAUCAAAUUGUGCAAUAACUGUUGUUCAUCUCAUGUAACCCUGUUUUGAUCAAUGACAUGAAUGCCAAGAUAACCUUAUUUUUAUAAAGAAAACUUUUGAAGUGUAAAAAAAAAAUAAUUAAUGUAUAUUGGAAGUGAGCAGCACGCGAGCUUGUGACAAAGUUUGACAAUUGGAAGGAGAGGGUUUCCCCCAAACUUUAAUAAUAGUAGUAACAAUAUCACUAAAAUCAACAUAUAUAUGAGAAUUGUUUUUAACUUUCAAGUACAUUGCAUGUACAAAUACACCAUAUGGACAAAAUAUGUUGAUGCCUUCAUCUCUUCGCAGCUCUACCACCCUCCACUCCACUGGGAAUGCUUUGGACAAGUUUUUGGAGUGUAUCUGUGAUAGUUGAUGAAGCGAUCUUUCCCAAGAUUUGUGUCCGUUAUAGUAGUGUAUUAACACGUCUUUGGGGAAACAUUCCCUGUCUGGUUUUAUAUUUUAGGACCUUUGGUGACACAUGCCGCAUGGAAAGUAGUUGACACGCUCACACAAUGAUGCAGUGUUUUAUCAUGGUCCAGUCAAAUUCCCCCUUAAGUCAGCUAAACUUUGAUUUAAAACUACACAGCAGUUUUUUUAGGGCAAUCUUGCAGAGGUAUUUUUCACAAUGAAAAAUACCCCCCCAAAACAAAAAGUGUUUUGUAUUAGAGGGAUGAAUAAAUGACAUUUUAACACGUAA
Messenger RNA from Phycodurus eques (leafy seadragon), 6111 nucleotides. It is a transcript of the gene clcn2c, whose product is annotated as chloride channel 2c. Gene Ontology annotation, molecular function: voltage-gated chloride channel activity. NCBI's taxonomy places the organism in Eukaryota, Metazoa, Chordata, Actinopteri, Syngnathiformes, Syngnathidae. The transcript is spliced from 24 exons. The record is from RefSeq and is a predicted model, not a curated record. Bases 146 to 2860 code for a protein of 904 amino acids. Gene Ontology annotation, biological process: transmembrane transport; chloride transport. Gene Ontology annotation, cellular component: membrane.